Molecule: messenger RNA, 821 nt
Organism: Nelumbo nucifera (sacred lotus)
Lineage: Eukaryota; Viridiplantae; Streptophyta; Magnoliopsida; Proteales; Nelumbonaceae
Source: RefSeq, a predicted model, not a curated record
CUCUGCAGGUGGUCUUUCAAGGAUAUCUCUAUUUUGAAGGGACGUCCUCAACUCUUUGCACCCGUUUCCAGAUUUAUCAGCCUAGGCCUCCCGAGAGGCGACAACCCAGUCUUCAACGACUUUUUCAUCGCAGCUCUGGCUGCUGGAGUCGCGUUUUCGCUGCUUCGCUUCUGGGGAGAAAUCGCCAAGCGAGGACUUCUCGAAAAGACAAUGAACCGGAAGCUUGUACAUAUAAGCAUUGGGCUCGUCUUCUUGCUUUUCUGGCCACUUUUCAGUUCUGGACCACAGGGAGCAUAUCUGGCAGCUCUUGUCCCAGGUGUUAAUAUAAUACGGAUGCUUCUAAUAGGACUUGGAAUAUGGAAGGAUGAGGCCACUGUCAAGUCAAUGAGCAGAUCCGGUGACUACAGGGAACUUCUAAAAGGACCAUUAUAUUAUGCUUCCACAAUAACCUUAGCUUCUGUUGUUUACUGGCGUUCAUCCCCUAUUGCCAUUGCAGCAAUUUGCAACCUCUGUGCUGGAGAUGGUGUAGCUGACAUAGUAGGAAGGCGGUUUGGAAGACAGAAGCUUCCAUAUAACAGGGACAAAUCAUUUGCUGGGAGCAUUGCAAUGGCAUCUGCUGGUUUCAUAACUUCUAUCGGUUAUAUGCACUACUUUUCCCUGUUUGGGUUACUUCAAGAAAGUUGGGGAAUGACUUUUGGAUUCCUUAUUGUCUCUUCACUCACURCAAUAGUAGAGUCACUUCCAAUUAGUUCUGAGCUUGAUGAUAACCUCACGGUUCCCUUGACUUCUCUAUUGGUUGGAAGCCUUGUUUUCUGAUGCCU